Phytophthora infestans T30-4 is the source of this 1773-nucleotide messenger RNA. RefSeq names its product Folate-Biopterin Transporter (FBT) Family. The coding region runs from base 1 to 1773 and encodes 590 amino acids. The transcript has a single exon. Lineage: Eukaryota; Oomycota; Peronosporomycetes; Peronosporales; Peronosporaceae. The record is from RefSeq and is a predicted model, not a curated record.
AUGCCGCAGGAGGAGGAGCGCGCGUCGUCGGUGGCGGCUACAGAGGACGAGGAGACAGAGCUGGAGCAGAUAGACGAGCACUCUUCGCUGCGCGAGGGAGCGGCAGGUGACGAUCAUUCACCACCAUCCUCACUCCAGACGCCCGAGAAGCAGAAGUCGAACAAGAGGCUCAAGAAGCUACCGGAUGAUGACUCGGGUCCUGGUGCUAAUGGCGCGCUACGCCAGGGGUCAGCUCCUCGACUGAUGUCAAUGGAGAGUGCUGGUCUCAUUGCUCAGUACGCGGCUGUAGGAUUGGUCUACGGCGUCUUGCCCAGCACUAUCACUCCCUUCCUGACCUAUUAUCUCAACAUGGAAGGAACAGCCACAACGUCGGCGCGGGCUCUGAUUUCAAUCCCCUGGAGCUUCAAAGUCUUCAUUGGCGUGCUGUCUGAUUGCGUCCCCCUCUUCGGGUACAGACGGCGACCGUACAUGGUGCUAGGAUGGUCCGUGACGGCUCUGUGUCUGCUGGCAAUGGCCGCGUCUCCACUGGAAAAACCCUACUUUCCAGACCCAGAGAUGCGGAACAUUAAACCGACCGAUUACUCGCUGGAGAUGGUGCAGUCUCUUAAUAAGAGCGCGCCCAGCAGUGGAGCCAAGUACAUUGUGCUCAUGAUGUUCGCCACACUGGGAUAUCUGUUCGCAGACGUGGCUGCUGAUGCUGUGGUGGUCGAGUACGCUCAACGUGAACCGGAAGAUACCCGCGGACGCACCCAGACCGCGAUUUAUACCGUGCGGACGCUGUUUAAUGUGGUGGCCCAAGCUAUCACGGGGUUUGGACUCAGCUCGCCGGAUUAUGGCGGCAGUUUUGACUUUGGCAUUUCUUUCCCGGAUACAAUGUUGUUGUUGGCAGUGUUUUGUCUGCCUGUGAUCCCGACGACGUGGAUGUUUGUGCGUGAAGAAGUGGUGAAAGAGCGACCGAUGUUCAGAAAGUACAUAGGCGAGUUGUGGGGCGCAAUUCAGAGUCGUGCUGUGUAUCAGGUGAUCGCCUACAGUUUCCUGUCUGGAGUGUUUAGCGGGUUCACGUACGUGGCGCAGGAUCCGAUGACUUCGUACUGGGUGCAUGCAACGAGCUUCAACCUGAGCCUCAGCAGCAUUUUUGGUAGCUUUGUGACUGUGGUCACGCUCACGUUGACUGGGAAAUAUGGGCUGCAAUGGAACUGGAGGACGAUGCAAGUGGUCACUAUGUUGAGCGUGCUUACACUGGAUUCCAUGUGCACAAUGCUAGUCACAUGGGACGUUGUACGAAAGCAGUGGUUCUGGCUGGGUGUGCCAAUUGUAGAGGCUGUGCCGGGAGCGGUGGGGUUCAUCAUUUCGACGUAUGUGGUCGUGGAGCUAGCAGGACAUGGCAAUGAAGGAGCGAUCUAUGGUCUUCUGACCACUGUGAGCAACCUGGGUGGGCCUUUUGCUCUCACGCUGACGAAGAAUGUGAACGCGGCUUUCAAAGUGUACAACGAAGACAUCCUGAACGACACGAACGAGGUACGACGCGACGUGACCAUUACUAUCCUGAUCUCGUACGUGAUGAAGCUACUGGCGCUGCUCUUCCUUCCGUUGCUGCCUCGGCAGAAAGCUGAGGCCCAAGCUCUCAAGAGAGCAGGUGGAAGCAGUCGACGUAUGGGUGUCUUUACUAUAUUAUAUCUGUCUUUUGCGCUCGUGUGGGCGAUUUUGACCAACUUGCUGGGCAUCUUCGAGAGUACUCGAUGCUGGGUCAUCACUGGUGGCUGCAAGGAAUAA